UGUCCGAUAUCUCCACAUGUCACUGGUGAUGAUCAUGCAGAGUGUCAGCACCACUGUCAAGAAACGCUUCCCAACUGUGGACCAUCUCGUCGCUGCUGACAAACUUACAGUUAUGCAUAAUGAUGCAUAUUUGGCAGAGAAGCGGUAACCAUGGCAACCAUGCAAGAAGAAUCUGGAAGAAUCUAUUGCUGAUAUUACUUCAUCAAAGAAAAAGCCAAUGUUGUUUCAUGCAGAAUUAAUGCUGAUGUUAUUUUUGCCCAGUUCACCACUACCAGUGCCCCCUAUAGGUGCCCCAUUGAACUACCAUGAGUCUACAAAGGUGUCAUGACAAAAGAAGAGAAAAAGAUCAUGGAUGAGCUGCCAACAUCACAUAAUAAGUACUGGUUGCCGUUGAUGUGGUUUUCAUGUCUCGUGACGCAGGCGAGGCAGGAGAAACGUAUCAAAGAUGAUAUCUCAUACAACAGCUUGCUUCAGGGUCUCCAUGACUACAGGGGCUGUUGUGGUAUGUUGUACAGCUAUGACUGGAUCAGUGUACCGAUUGUAUACACACAAGUCACAACACUCGCUGUGUACAUAUUCUUCCUUGCAAGUAUAUUUGGACGUCAGUUCCUGGACCCUGCCCAGAAUAUAGAGGGCUACGAAGUUGACCUUUAUGUGCCAGUUUUCACAAUGCUCCAGUUCUUCUUCUACAUGGGGUGGCUUAAGGUGGCAGAGGUGUUGGUGAAUCCAUUUGGGGAAGAUGACGAUGACUUUGAAACUAACUGGAUUAUAGACAGAAAUCUACAGGUGUCCCUGUUUGCAGUAGAUGAAAUGUACAUGAACUUCCCAAAGCUUCAGAGAGAUCCAUUCUUUGAAGAGGAUCACUUUCAGGAACCUGACUUGCCAUACACCAAAGCCAGCAUUAAGACUAAGAUGAAUGACUUUAUGGGUUCAACUGCCCAUGUCAGUUUAUCGGAAGAUGACACUAGAUUUGCACCCAUGGAAGGAAUCCCAGAAGGCUCUGGUGGAAUAGGUGGCGUUUUAAAUCUCCCGUCACAGACCAUGAAUCAUUGUAUGCCAUCGAGACUUCCAAAUAAUAUACUUAAUCUAGAAGGUGACAAUUUCAGCUAUCUAGAAUCUAAACAAAACUCACGAUUGGACAUCCAAAAUAUAGAGACUCCUCGACCAAAUGUUUCAGCAUUGAAAAGACUAAGGCUUGGAACCAAUGAGUUUGUCAGCAACCACGUCACACCAGCUGGAAGUUUCACAUCUAUAUUGCGUAGCCCGAAAUCUUUACAUUCGGCAAGGCUCUGUAUUGAUGAUGAAAAAGAGCCAGUACAUCCAAACACUUACCGCUUUCAUACUCCAGAGAGCAGCUCUGUUUUAAGUCCAAGUGGGUCUAGUGCCAUACAAACACCCAAUGGAAGUGUAGCUCAAACACCGAACGGGAAUCUCAUGCAGAUUAAAGAUCUAUUGGCUGACACUAUUGGUCGCUUCACAGUCUGCCCGACUCCAGAUGGCGAUACAAACGCCCUGGCUGGACCAGGUUUACCUCAAACUCAAAAUGAAAUUGCUGACAAUCUUGAAGCUGAGGUUUGUCUCAUGGGUGAGGGUAGCGGAGCCUCAGUAUCAACUCCUCUCAAUGCUGUAGACCAAUCAGAAGGCAAGGAUUGCGGAAAUAACGAAGAUAUGAAUAAUUGUACCGUGAACAGCAUGGUUCCAUUGUUGGAUAAUAUUGAGGCUGGUUCAAACGGUGCAGAGAUGGUAUAACUUACUUUAAACAAUUAAAAGAGUGGUAACAGAUGACUGAAGUUCUCUAGAUUUGAUCCAAGCUCUCAUAUAUCUUACAAUUCUUAUGUCAUUUAGACGAAGUGUGACUAUCAAAUAUCAGGCUUCACUUAUACAUUAUUUAGAGCUGAGAUCAUCAAAAUUUUUACAUGCCAGUCACCAAUUGCCAAGACAAUAGAUAGGCCAUAUUACUUUCCACACGGGUCGGGUACUGGAGAAUAUAUUUGCCAAGUUAAAGGCAUGAGAUAUAUAUUACUACACUCAUGCAAAAAACUCAAAUCUGCCAUGCCACUGUAUCUUUUUCAUUUGAUCUUAUUUGGAAAUUAUGUUUUUAAUAUCUUAAGUUUAGCAUAAAUCAGUUAUGUAAUGGUCAGUUUAUAUAAAUCAGUUAUGUAAUGGUCA
This is a messenger RNA of Owenia fusiformis, 2169 nucleotides long. NCBI's taxonomy places the organism in Eukaryota, Metazoa, Annelida, Polychaeta, Sabellida, Oweniidae. The record is from the annotation of a GenBank genome assembly.